Molecule: messenger RNA, 3327 nt
Organism: Oncorhynchus tshawytscha (Chinook salmon)
Lineage: Eukaryota; Metazoa; Chordata; Actinopteri; Salmoniformes; Salmonidae
Gene: ccdc125
Product: coiled-coil domain containing 125
Exons: 13
Coding region: 250-1905 (551 amino acids)
Biological process (GO): negative regulation of cell motility; negative regulation of Rho protein signal transduction
Cellular component (GO): cytoplasm
Source: RefSeq, a predicted model, not a curated record
UAGGUAUCUACUAUAUCGAAAUGUUGAAAUAAUUUCUAGAAAUUUCGAUUUAGUAUCUCAACAUUUUGACUUCCUGGCAACCUGGUGUAGAGCGCUGCGCGCGUUGUAAAGUACAACUGCACCGUUUUUAUCGUUGAGGUGCACGUUCACGCUGAUGGUGGUGCCACGUUGGUCGGACAGUUGUGUCGGUUGAAAUCGAUACGAACAAACCCGUAUCACCUUGAUUAGAGUCUUCGGGGUGUAAGGAGGAUGCAGGGCGGCAACAGAGAACCAGCCGCAGGGCCCGAGGUUUCCCAGUCCGAGGGCGGCCCCAGCCCCAGUGAAGAUGACAUGGCAGAGGGGGACCUGGGGGACGGGAUGGGCAACAGACCAGACUCCACUAUCAGAAAGAAGCUCCAGAGCCGGAGAGGUAGCAGGGGGCAUGCUGAGGAGCUGCUGCCCAGGACGGGGCUCCUGAAAAGGGGCAGCGAGGGAGGGGAGGCAGCCUUCAUCUGGACGUCCUGCAGUGGGCUGUACACAGUGUUCAGACAGGAGCUGGAGGUGGAGCAGGCGUCACUGCAAUGGAGGGUCAGGGGGACAGAAUCCCUGAGCGAUCUGUCCACUGAGGAGCUGCGAGAGAGGCUACAGGAAGUGACCGAGGAGGCAGAGCUACUGCGCUGUGAGUUGGAGGUCACCAGUCGUCACCUGGAGGGAAAACACGAAGCACUGAAGAUCCUACAGGGUCAGAGUAUUCUAGACAGGGCAACCUCUCACACUAAGAUUCUACUCCAGAAGAGUGAGGAGAGGACCAAGGCUCUGGAAAAGGUGAAUGUUGUUUGUUUCUGGCCUGUUAUGUUAAAAGGCCACAGGAAGGAAGUGAAUGGCCUGCAGUGGGAGAUCACUUAUAACCAGAUGCACUUCAAGAACUUUGAGCAGUCCUGGGAGCAGAAAUAUGUCAGGGUUUGCAGUGAGAAUAAGGCCCUGAGUGACAGCCUGGGAGACAGGGGGAGAGAGGUACAGGAGCUGAGGACAGAGAACACAGCUGUGAGUCAGCAGUGUCUGGAACUCCUAGCCAUGCUGAAUGUCCGGGAACAGAGAGCCUUCCAGGGGACCAAGCCUUCAUGCACCCAAGGGAGAGAGGAGGACCAGGGGACUGUUCUGGAGCUGGCUGUGUUGGGUGCGUGCCAGUGUCCAAAUGUAAGGGAGGCCUGCCCCUGUGCCAGGAGUGCUGCUGCCAGCCGAAAACAGGUUCUCCAGCUCAGACAAGAGCUGGAGGGCCAUGGCAGGAGGAUGGAGGAGGCGUUGCUGAUGGCGGACGCAUUUCGGAUCGCCUUCGAACAGCAGCUCAGGAGGCGCAGCGAUCACUUCCUGAUUCUGGCCGAGACAGACAGGAACAAGUCCCGCCCACUAAGGCCAGAAGGCAAGGAUAAGACAGCAUCUCUCAGUGUGGCUCAGAGACUAAGAGGACUGCUGCCGUCCAGCACAGAGAUCACAGACGACCCCACAGAGACUCUGCACAAACUCCUCGACCUGCUGAGUGAUAAGGAAGAAGCUCUUGCUCACCAGAGGAAGGUUAGCUUCAUGCUAGCCCGCAACACAGAGGAACUAGAGAGACGGUUGAAGACAGACAAUAUGCUGCAGACACAGGUCACAUCACCACCACACUGUUCUUCAGAGACAGACACAUGCAAGUCCAACCAUGCAGGCACAAGCGUCUGCAGUUCCAACCAUGUCCAGGAGAGGGCAGGAGUGGACCAGUGUCAUGGUGGGGCGUUAUCAUCAAAAUCAGACACCACAGACCUCCAGCCCUCCGAGAUCCAAGAGGCUGAGACGGAAGCCACCGACCUCCAGAUACAGGGCCUUUCUCUGGGGCAGUCACCCAUGGAGAGAGGGGGAAGAGAGGACCAUCUGGUCACCCUACUAUGAGUUGUUUGUCAUUACAGAGUGAUCCUACCUGGCCUUCUUACUGUGGUGCCGUGCUUGAAAUGGAAUGAAACGUGUGCCAGCACUCCUUUUGGGUGCCGAUACUCAUGAUAUUUAAGUGAAAGGUAUUCAUUAUAUAUUAGAGGUAAUGUUCUGUAAGAGGUGCCGGUACUCUAGGACAAAAUUAGAGGUGCCUGCACUCCGUACCGAUGUGUACCAGCCCAAUUCAAGCACUGCCGCUGUGCAUCUGACUGAUCAUGGAACAAAUCUGGUCCUGUAUAAGUCUGGUUUUACGUGAAUAUUAUCGGCCUCUGUGUAGCCCUUGUGAUUGCAUUUUAUAUUAAUAAUUCUUAGCACAUUACAAUUGAUAGAAAGUGACUGAAUGCUUUACAUUUUGCUAAACCUCUUGCUCUGAAUGUUUCCUGAGCUCUGAUAAGAUGUUUUAAUGUAUCCACUUAUAAAAUGUUAUGAUGGUCAAAAUAUUGAAGUGGAAUUGUUUAGAGUUAUGUUGCUGUGUGUAGAAUAGUUAUUUGUUGUCAUGCAAAUGUAAGAAAUGGAUAUGUGCCAAUGUUGAUGUCCCUGAUUACACAAUUACACAUAUAGCCUCUGCCUCCUUUCAAGCCACAGGGCGCGUUUGAGCUGCAAGGCCAAAUCAACCGGCUGUCGACGAAAGUCGAGCAGUGAAGUCGGGGAGAUGUAUCUGCGAUAGCCGAAAGUCACAAUUUAACCACAAUGUAUCGCGGAUUUGAUGCUCUCAAACAUGACCCUUGACCUCUCUGACUGCAGUCAACUAAAUUAUCCUUGAUCUCAUGAUUUCUGUAAAGUUCAUGCAGUCAACAUGUAGGCGCAAGUCAGACCAUUUUUAUCCCCAAUAAUGCAACACACUUUGAAAGCGACAUGACAAAAUUGACCCACUCGAACGAGCCCUAUGACUGUUCAAACUCAUAAAAGCAGGAAUCUUAGUUAUCAAAUCCCACAAUCCAAUGCAACCAAAACACGGACAGCUGUGUGUAGGAUGGGGAGAUUCCUAGAUGUGAGAAGUGUGCAGGAGGGCAUGAGACAAAGGAUUGUGUAGUAUCUGUGGUGAAAGCUGUGUGUGUGUGUAAACUCUAGGGGUAACCAUGGUGCUGGAGAUCAGCAGUAUCCGGGGAGAGAAAGGCCAAAUGUAUCAGAGACAUAUAUCCCACAGAUCACACAAAUCAAACACUGAUAACCUCCCAUAUCUGUUAGGUGAAAUACCGCAGUGUGCAGUCACAGCAGCAAGAUUUGUUGUCCGUUGCCAUGACAAAAAGGCGGAGCUCAAACAACAGUAUACGGUGCGUGUCAGAUCUCCUGUACGGUGCAUUCGGAAAGUAUUCUGACCCCUUUACUUUUUCCACCUUUUGUUACAUUACAGCCUUAUUCUAAAAUAGAUGAAAUCCUUUU